This is a messenger RNA of Canariomyces notabilis, 1180 nucleotides long. RefSeq names its product kinase-like protein. The coding region runs from base 1 to 954 and encodes 317 amino acids. Gene Ontology annotation, molecular function: ATP binding; protein serine/threonine kinase activity. Gene Ontology annotation, biological process: protein phosphorylation. The transcript is spliced from 2 exons. The record is from RefSeq and is a predicted model, not a curated record. Lineage: Eukaryota; Fungi; Ascomycota; Sordariomycetes; Sordariales; Chaetomiaceae.
AUGACCAACAUCACGCAUAUCGUACUAAAGUCGUACACACCUCAUCGCAUCAAAAGACUCAUAGACCCCAGUGGUGGCUCCUGCAACAUUGGCGAAAUCGACGACACAACAGUGCUCAAAUAUCCCCGUGUCAAAGAAGACAUGAAACGCGUCCGGAUUGAGGCCAAGAUGCUUGAGGUGCUAGGUUCGCAUCCUCGCAUCGUCCAGUUCACAGGCCUUACCGACGACGGCUUGCUUCUGGAGUUUAUGCCCAACGGGAACGUGCACGAUUACCUGUCCGCCCACCCGGAUGUGCCUUUGCACCGGCGACUGGCCUGGUGUGUCCAGGCUGCCGAGGCUGUUGCCUACAUCCACUCCCGGCGCGCUCUGCACUGCGAUAUACGACACGACAACUUCCUCCUCGACGCCAACCUGGAUCUGAAGCUGGCCUACUUCCAGGGCCAGCACUUCUCCCCGACCGGCGCUGUUGUUCUGGACGGAGGCUCAUGCGAAUCUGCCAGGGCCUGGCUGCCUCGGCAUCCUCCAGAUCGGUCCAAUUUGUAUUACAACCUGUUCGCGCUUAGCAACGCCCUGCAGUUCCUCAUCACGGGCAAAGAGGUUUUUCCUGAUCUAGUCCGUUCUUCUGAAACUGAUGACGAUAUCCUGCGAUGGUCCUACGAAACAGAGCCUGAGAUUGAGCGGCGUUUCCGCGCCCGCGAGUUCCCCCCUGACGACGAGCACGUGUGCGCUGCUGUUACGGCGCGAUGCUGGCGCCAGCUCUACACAACAGCAGAUCAAGUGGUGACCGACCUCAAGGCAAUCCAAGCCGCCAUUGCACGUGGUAAAAGGCCCGAGACGUGUGUAUCCCCACCGGAUGAGCAUGAGCAACCCUGUGACGAGAGGUGGCUCUAUGGGCUCUGUGAGGAAGAUACGCACUUUAAGACACAGCCAAACCGCGAUUUGAUAGGUUAUUAAGGGACAGAGUUGGAAGUUGGACAUCUAGUAAGGGCUUUCAACUAGAUGAGCUAAUGUUGCACAGGUAGUCACACGACACAAGGAUAUGGUGGCCAUACGGUAUUCAGUUCUAAGGAACCAAAGGCCAGCCUACCGGGUGCCGAGAUGGUGGCUAGCGUCUCGCUCUUGCUGUUAUCCAUCCUCAAUGCCCACAAAUGGAGGAAAGUCCAGCUCGGCCUUACUGCUU